UCUUAUUCAUCAUUCUCUCAUUCCAAGACGGCUCUCCAACCUAUAUUUCAUUCAUCCUUCCUUCCUUUCCAUCAUUCCAAUCUCUCCAUGCUAAACUACAAAAUGGCUCAAAAAAGCAGAACAAAGCCUGCAAAUUCCCAACAUGAUGAUCAAGAACCUAAGCAUCACAAGCAUCACCAUGUCCUCCGUUCCAUCCCUUUGUUUCUCCUUAUCAUCUACACAAUCACAUCCAUGCAAAGACUCCUCAUCUCUCCCCACCCACCUCCAUUACUUCUCCACCUUGAUCAAGAAACCAAAAACAACCUCCAAGCUGAUCAUCAUAAACAAAGUAACAACCUUGCACUAUGUUCAUCUCUCAUUGAUGGCUCGAUCACCGAUGUCAACACAGUUCUAUGCUGUGACCGGAGCCAUGAGCGAACAGACGUGUGCUACAUGCGUGGAAAAAUAAGAACCGAUCACAACACGUCCACCAUCUUAAUCUCUGGUCCAGGACUAGACCCUGAAAGUUCAAUACGUGCUGAAAUCAUUAGACCAUACACAAGGAAAUGGGAAGCCGGAAUUAUGAACACCAUCGAUGAGCUCACUCUUCGGCCAGCGCCAAGCGAUAGCUCGCACACAGCUUGUGACGUCGUGUAUGCCGUGCCCGGUGUGGUGUUUUCCACCGGAGGUUACACAGGGAACGUGUACCAUGAGUUCAAUGAUGGGUUGAUCCCUUUGUAUAUAACUACGGAGAGGUUUAAAGGGGAAGUGGUGUUGGUGGUGUUGGAGUAUCAUUCUUGGUGGAUGACUAAGUAUGGCAGUGUUGUUGAGAAGAUGAGUAAUUAUGAGAUUGUGGAUUUUAGGAGGGAUAGAAGAGUGCAUUGCUUCUCUGAGUUGAUUGUUGGUUUGAAGAUUCAUGGCGAGCUUACUAUUGAUCCACAUCUCAUGCCUAAAGAAAACAAAGGAAUCAAUGACUUUCAAGCUCUCUUAAACCAAGGGCUCACUCCUUCAAACCCAAACCAUUUCAUGCAGCCACAAGUCUCACUCUCUCUCCCACUCCCUCAAGAACAAAAACCAAAGCUUACCAUCUUCAUCCGGAACAAGUCCAGGGUCAUCCUCAACCUCAAAGAAGUAAUACGUGCAUGCCAACGAGUAGGCUUUAACGUCCAAAUCCUCAACCCUAAAAGAAGCACACCACUCUCAGAAAUAUACACUGCCCUUAGCUCCUCCCAAGCCAUGCUCGCCGUUCAUGGCGCCGCCAUGACACACUUUCUCUUCAUGCAAUCUGGCUCCAUCCUCAUCCAAAUUGUACCUCUUGGGCUCGACUGGCCAGCUGAAGCCUACUAUGGUGAGCCAGCAAAGAAGCUCGGCCUUAAGUAUAUGGAAUACAAAUUGACAAAGCAUGAGAGUUCCCUCUCCAAAGAGUAUGAUAGCCAUGACCCUGUUUUGGUGAAUCCUUUGGUUAUCACAAGCAAAGGAUGGUCUGAGACCAAGAAGAUCUAUCUUGAGAAACAAAAUGUGAGGUUGAAAAUAAGAAGAUUUAGUAAAGUGUUGGCUAGAGCUCACUCUCAUGUUUGUGAUACGAAAGUAUUAUGAUUUUGAUUUUGUGAAAAAUAUUAAUGUCUAUAUAGAAUAUAUAUAGAUGUUCAUUCUUUCACCUUUUUGCAAGUUGUAUAGCUUGAGAAAUAAUUUAAUAAGCUCAUGGUCGA
Molecule: messenger RNA, 1688 nt
Organism: Dioscorea cayenensis subsp. rotundata (Guinea yam)
Lineage: Eukaryota; Viridiplantae; Streptophyta; Magnoliopsida; Dioscoreales; Dioscoreaceae
Product: beta-1,2-xylosyltransferase XYXT1-like
Exons: 3
Coding region: 88-1575 (495 amino acids)
Molecular function (GO): glycosyltransferase activity
Source: RefSeq, a predicted model, not a curated record